Messenger RNA from Ceratotherium simum simum (southern white rhinoceros), 1617 nucleotides. RefSeq names its product gap junction protein alpha 4 (gene GJA4). Gene Ontology annotation, biological process: cell-cell signaling. Lineage: Eukaryota; Metazoa; Chordata; Mammalia; Perissodactyla; Rhinocerotidae. Gene Ontology annotation, cellular component: connexin complex. Gene Ontology annotation, molecular function: gap junction channel activity. The record is from RefSeq and is a predicted model, not a curated record.
CAGGGCUCCCGCGGGCGCCGCUCCGGCCAUCGUGCGACCCCACCGCCACCUGGGCCGCCCGGCAGGCAGGCGACGGAGGCCCGGGAGCCAUGGGCGACUGGAGCUUCCUCGAGAAGCUGCUGGACCAGGUCCAAGAGCACUCGACUGUGGUGGGCAAGAUCUGGCUGACAGUGCUCUUCAUCUUCCGCAUCCUCAUCCUGGGCCUGGCUGGUGAGUCGGUGUGGGAGGACGAGCAGUCGGAUUUUGAGUGUAACACGGCCCAGCCGGGCUGCACCAAUGUCUGCUACGACCAGGCCUUCCCCAUCUCCCACAUUCGCUACUGGGUGCUGCAGUUCCUCUUCGUCAGCACGCCCACCCUGGUCUACCUGGGCCACGUCAUUUACCUGUCCCGGCGCGAGGAGCAGCUGCGGCAGAAGGAGGGGGAGCUGCGGGCACUGCCGACCAAGGACCCACACGUGGAGCAGGCCCUGGCAGCCGUAGAGCAUCAGAUGGCCAAGAUCUCGGUGGCGGAGGAUGGUCGCCUGCGGAUCCGCGGGGCGCUCAUGGGCACCUAUGUGGCCAGCGUGCUCUGCAAGAGCGUGCUAGAGGCCGGCUUCCUGUACGGCCAGUGGCGUCUCUACGGCUGGGCCAUGGAGCCCGUGUUUGUGUGUCAGCGCCCACCCUGCCCCUACCGCGUAGACUGCUUCGUCUCGCGCCCCACGGAGAAGACUAUCUUCAUCAUCUUCAUGCUGGUGGUCGGACUCAUCUCCCUGGUGCUCAACCUGCUGGAGCUGGUGCACCUGCUGUGCCGCUGCCUCAGCCGAGGGGAAAGGGCCCGACAGGGCCAGGACGCCCCCCCAGCCCAGGGCACCUCCUCGGAGCCUUACGAGGACCAGGUCUUCUUCUACCUCCCCAUGGGCGAGGGGCCCUCAUCCCCCCCAUGCCCCACCUACAAUGGGCUCUCGUCCAGUGAACAGAACUGGGCCAACCUGACUACGGAGGAGAGGCUGGCUUCUUCCAGGCCCCCCCUCUUCCUGGACCCACCCCGGCAGAGUGGCCGGAAAUCCCCCAGUCGCCCCAGCAGCUCUGCUUCCAAGAAGCAGUAUGUGUAGGAGCCUGGGGUUGUGUCACCCAACAGUGCGGCCCCGGGAAAUCUGGCUGCCUCAGAUGCCCUCUCCUUGCAGGCUCUGCGGAGAUGACUGGGGCUGGGGAACAGGUGCUUGCCAGCCACAGGGCCUCAUUGCACGUUGAUCUUGAACACCUGGAGUCCUCCUAGUGCCCAGAGGGUGCCACAGUUUCCCUUGCAGAUGAUAGCUUUGCCCCAGGCACGGAGAGAGCCAGUUUGGGGUGCUCUUGGCCAAGAGUGAUGUGGGCCAUCUGGCCCUCUUCACCUGGAUCAGAGGGACCCAGAGACAAUUUACCCCACCCCACCUUCAUGGAAGAUGCACCUCCACCAGGUUGUCCUCACACUCUGUCCUCCUGGGAAAAGGCUGCUCGAGGCUGCUGGGUGGGCCUUGAUCACACACACACAGAGCCUGUGCUGGAUUCGGCCCUGUCAAGAGGACUGGUGUCUUGUUGUUGUCACUCCUGCCUAGUUCUGCUGUUUAUGCUUCUAAAAUAAACAGGACUUGACCACAA